Molecule: messenger RNA, 2391 nt
Organism: Prorocentrum cordatum
Lineage: Eukaryota; Dinophyceae; Prorocentrales; Prorocentraceae
Source: the annotation of a GenBank genome assembly
GCCAGGCCGUCGAUCUGGUUCGCGCCGCCCGUCGCCGUGCAGCCGCUGCAGGUCCCGCCGCCAGGCCCCCUCGGCGAGGCCGCCUUCGGCGCGCCGCGCCUGGGCCCGGGCGCGCACCCCGCCGGCGGCCGCCCGCACACCCCGCCGCACCCCCCGGCGCCGCCGGCCGCGGCCUUCGCGGAGGCCCAGGCGGGUACCGCGUCGGCUCGGCGGUCCCCCGUCGAGGGCCCUCGCAUCGGGGGCGACGCAGGGCCCGACCCCGCGGCGGCGGCGGCCCCAGCGUCCCAGGCGCUGGGCCCCACACGCGACCUGGUGGACCGCGUCGAGGGAAUCAUCUCGGAGAUGGAGCGGGAGGUGGUCCUCAGCGCGCGCCUGGGGGCCUCUGGCGCCCCGGGCGGCAGGGCUGCCAGCCGAGGCCUCGGGGAGCGCGGCGCCCCGCAGGACCUCGGAGGUGGGCCAGCGGGCAUCGACCAGCGCCAGCGCGCGUGCACGGGCGUGCCGGACGAGCUGGCCAAGAUGCGACGGGCCGUCUGGUCGGGAGAUUCUGGCGCGCUCGGCGCACAAGCGGAGCCCAGCGACGGCGGCGGCCCUCUCCGCGGAGGCCAGCUGCUGGAGAUCCGCAGGAUCGCGGAGAACUGCCAGAGGAGCGAGCAGAGAGCCUGGACGGAGCAGGAGGCUGCCCAGGCGCGCGCUGACCACAUCAUGCUGCAGCUGCAGAGCAUGGAAGCCAGGUACCGCGAGGCCAUGUCAGCGGCCGCGCGCGACCGCCUAGCCGCCAAGGAGCUGGAGGACGCGCUGGAGCGCGAGCGCAGGUCGGCGGCAGAGGCGGUGGAGGCGCACGGCGUGGCGGAGGAGAACCUGGGGGCGCUGGAGGAGCACUCGAGCGCCGUGCUGGCUGACUGCCGGGAGCUGCAGUCGCUGCUAGGCGACGAGAGGGCGGAGUGCCAGGGCCUCCGUGGCCAGGUCGCCAGGAUGACGGAGAUGCUGCGGCGCCUCAGCGGUCCCGACGCGGGCGGCGCGUCGCACGGCUCCCCGCAGGGCCAGGCGGCACGCACGCAGCAGCCCCGCGGGGACGAGGCUUGUGAGGCGGAGAGCGGGGCCCUGUCCCUCAAGCAGGACAUCUGCCAGCUCGACGCCGUCGUCAGCGACGUGGUGCAGGGGCUGGAGGGGCUGCUCCAGGCCCGGCGUGACGCGGACGCCGGCCCAGGGCGGACCCGGCAGGAGCUGGAGCAGGAGCUGGCCCAGGCGCAGGACGCAGGGCGAAGGCUCGGGGCCGAGCUCGAGACGGAGCGCCAGCUCCGCGCGGACCAGGUCCGCGGCCUGGAGCAGCAGCUCGAGCUCGGCGGCGCCGCCUCCGCGGGGCUGCGGCGGGAGCUGGCGGAGGCUCGGGCGGAGGCGGGCUGCGCGGCGGGGCUGCGGGGGGAACUGGCUGAGGCUCGGGCGGAGGCGGGCUGCGCGGCGGAGCUGCGGCGGGAGCUGGACGAGGCCCGUGCGGAGGCGGGCUGCGCGGCGGAGUUGGAGCGCAAGGCCCUGGCCGAAGCAGCCCGCUGCAGGGGUCUCGAGCAGGAGGUCCUCCAGGCCCGCGCCGAGGCCGCCCGCGCUGCGCGGGAGGCCGACGAGGUCUUCCUCGAAGCAGCACGCGCCAGGGGUCUUGAGCAGGAGCUGCUCCAGGCGGUGCCGGAGGGCAUCGGCGAGGACAGCUGCAGCGACGGGUCAGCGCCCGCGCCACCAGAUCCGCCUGCCCUGCCCGAGGAGGAGCGGCGCAUGUUGUUGGACGACAUCCAGCGCUUCGGCUGGAAGUCCAAGUCGUGGGUCAGCGGCUUCUCGAUGCUGCACUGGGCCGCAGCCGAAAACAACGUCGACCUCUGCAGGCAGCUCAUGCACCUCCGGGCGGACCCGCUCGCCCAGGACGACUUCGGCAGGAGCCCGCUGCAGUGCGCCCGCGAGGCUGGCCACUCGGGGGUGGAGCGAUACUUUCUGGAGGAGCUGCGCUCCACGUCCACGGGGGCAGCCUCGCCGUCCCUCCGGGCGGUUGACGAGCCGCAGUCGGGGUGCCGCGCGGCCAGCAUCGAGCUGCCCGUGCCCCGCGAGGCAGACCUGCCGCCAGCGCUGGAGCAGAUAGUGCAGCGGAUCGACCAGUACGGCUGGCAGAACGUCGGGUGGGCAAAGGGGUUCACGGCCCUGCACAUGGCCGCGAAGGAGGACUGCGCUGGCCUCUGCGCCCGCUUCCUGGCCCAGGGCGCGGACCCGUGGGCGCGGGACGACUCGGGCAGGACCGCCUUCGACUACGCCCGGGAGUUCGGGAGCGCUGGCGCGCUGGCGCAGCUGUACGGCGCGGCCCCGCGCAACGCUCCAGGCCCGCCGCGGCCGAGCGCUGCCGCGGGGCGCUGA